Molecule: messenger RNA, 1130 nt
Organism: Gracilinanus agilis (Agile Gracile Mouse Opossum)
Lineage: Eukaryota; Metazoa; Chordata; Mammalia; Didelphimorphia; Didelphidae
Product: TLE family member 5-like
Exons: 5
Coding region: 578-910 (110 amino acids)
Biological process (GO): negative regulation of canonical Wnt signaling pathway; regulation of DNA-templated transcription
Cellular component (GO): transcription regulator complex; nucleus
Molecular function (GO): transcription corepressor activity; protein binding
Source: RefSeq, a predicted model, not a curated record
GGCAGCUGAGCACUCUCUCCCUCCCGAGCCGGAGCCCCAGGGCGCUCUCUCCUCUCUCCAUCCGCAGCCGGCCCCAAGGAGUCGGGGACGCCUGGGUCCUUGGGCCCUUUGCUGUCUUCCCCGUGGCCCUUUCUCCUGCUCCUGCCUCCCUCCCCUCCACUUUCCUUCCCUUCCUCCUCCCGCUCCAGCCUCGCUCGCACUGCAGGGAGACCUAGACUCCUGGGUCCCUCUGCGGCACCCCCUUUUUCUUGUCUCUCUGGGUUUUUCCUCAGUUCUGCUUUUCCUCUCUUCCUCAUUCCUUUGGUUCUCCCCAACAUUUGGCCGGGCCGGGGCUGGGGGCCCGGGGCCCGGGGCGCCCUCGGGUGCAGGGUGGAGCGGGCAGGGCCCCGCAGGAUGUACCCCCAAGGCAGGCCUCCGGUGAGUGGCUUCCCAGGGGGACCCGAGGGGUCAGGGGAGGUCCUCGGGCUUCUGAGUCUGGUCCUGAGACCCAGUGUCUCCUUAUUCCCCCUCCCCCGACCGGGCUCCACUCCAGACUGGACAGCCCUUCAAGUUCUCUAUAUUGGAGAUAUGCGACCGCAUGAAGGAAGAAUUUCAGUUCCUGCAGGCUCAGUACCACAGCCUCAAACUGGAGUGUGAAAAACUGGCCAGUGAGAAGACUGAGAUGCAGCGUCAUUACGUCAUGUAUUACGAAAUGUCCUAUGGCCUCAACCUGGAAAUGCACAAGCAGGCAGAGAUUGUGAAAAGACUCAGCACCAUCUGUGCCAAGAUCAUCCCCUUUGUGAAGCAGGAGGUUUCUGGGGUGCUGGACUAUGGGAGGAGGGAGACUGCCAAGGGACAGGAACUUUUAUCCCCGAUACAAUUCCACAAUUCUGUAAACAUUAAGCAUCUACUUGGUUUGCUGCUGGAUUAGGGUAUCCUGAAUUCAUCUGUCUAGUUUGAGGGAGGAGGGGAUUCAGGCUGGAGGGUCCUUAAAGGCCUCCAAUUCCAACCCACUCAUUUUACAGAUGAGAUUCUAAGCUCUUUGAGGGCAGAGACUGUCUUUCAUCUCUUUUUUGUAUAACCUAGCGCUUAGUCCAGUCCUGGCACAGAGUAGGUACUUAAUAAAUGUUGUUUGACUCGUUGAAGAGUAA